Stylophora pistillata is the source of this 2700-nucleotide messenger RNA. RefSeq lists its product as uncharacterized. Lineage: Eukaryota; Metazoa; Cnidaria; Anthozoa; Scleractinia; Pocilloporidae. The record is from RefSeq and is a predicted model, not a curated record.
UAAUUUCUGCGAAAGAGAAACCCUGGGGGUUAUGUGGAGCUUCACUGUGGCGUCGAAGCGACACUAGAGGUCGAUCCGAGACAGGGAUGCAGAGAAAAGAAGACAUAAACGAGUGCAUUGUGUUAAAUUGCAGAACAGGCUUCUCAGCAGUAAAAUAUGGCACAAGGUAAAUUAAAUGUAACCUUGGCCACUGGUGUUGUAGGGUGGAACACAACAGUGAAUGGCCAGUUGGUAAUUGAACUUGCCAAACAUCCAAAAGUGAAGGUGACUGGACUUGUGCCAAGCAGCACCCAGGAACAGAAAGAACAGGCCAAAAAGUUAAAUGUUGAACUUGUUGACGCCAAAGAGCGCGCUGGAUUUUCACCAGAAGAACGGCUGUCUUUCCCUCCAGACAAUCUUGAAAUUGACAUUUUGAUUAUACAUUCGUAUGGGCUUCAUGAAGGUAAACAUGCACAGAACAUCAAAGAAGUUAAGAACUGUAAAUGGCUUCACAUCAUUCAUACCAACAGUGAAGAACUGGCUAAAUUUAUGGACAUUCCCAUGAAAGAUGAACAGAAGAAGGAGUAUGAACUGCAACUUACAUUGUGUAACAUGGCAGAUGCUGUGAUUGCAGUUGGCCCCAAAGUAGCUGAUGCCUUCAGAUCUGCACUGCGUUAUGGUGGAAAGAGCAAGGAUGUCAUUAAUUUAACUCCAGGCAUCAUCUAUGAAAUGCGAGAUAUUCGGCUACACCACCAACCUGAGGAAAUCUUCCGCAUCUUGAUCAGUGCAACAUAUUUUGCCAAGUAUUACAAAGUAAAAGGGCUUGACAUUGCCGCUAAAGCAAUCUCACUCUUGCAAGAGGUAGAUUGCUAUCUGAUAUUUCUUGUCACCCCAAAUGAGGACACAGAAGUCCUCAGUAAGCGACUCCAUGAGGAAGGGAUUGACCUGAACCAGUUUGCUGUUCGACAUUUUCAAAAUAGCCUGGAGAACUGGAAGCAGCUUCUGUGUGAAGUGAAUCUUAUCAUUAUGCCUUCACGAACGGAGGGUUUUGGGACAAGCAGCCUCCGUGCUAUUUCUGCAGACCUUCCAGUUCUUGUCAGCCAGAAUUGUGGUCUUGGAAUGGCUCUGAAGAAAUUACCCUCGGGAGGAAAACAUGUAGUUAAAUCGAAUGAUCCCAAAGUAUGGUCAGAAAGGAUAAAGGGAGUCCUAGAAAAUAACCCAGAAGAUCAGUUGUCAGAAUCAAAGCAGCUUCGCCAAGAGUAUGAAGAAAAAUACAGCUGGGAGAAACAAUGUGAUGAUCUUGUUGAAAGUAUGCUUACAAUGUUUCCAAGCAAACAAGAACAUUUCAAACAAAGUGUUGAGCACAGUGAGGAGUUUGAAGAAGAGAGGGGCCAGUAUCCAGAAGUCCAGCAAUAUGAAACCGAGAGAAUGGUGUAUGAGGAGAGAAUGCCCCAGAAUGUCAACCUCAGAAGCCAGAAGCUGAGGCCUGCAACAGAAACUGAGAGAAAAGCUUCUAAUGAGGAGAGAGUUGAUGCUGUCCAGAAAGGGACCCAGGAAUUGAGCCUUGAUCAAAGAAAGAUUAAAAAUGAGAGAAGGGAUAACAAGAGAAAGGUUGAAACUGUCCAGGGUAGGACCCAGGAGGUGGGCCAUAUGCAUAUUGCCGUAGCAAAGGACGUGAAUGGUGGAUUUGAUCAGGUGGAUAGUGUAAGAGCAGCAUUGGAUGGUGUUAAUGAUAAUAAUGCAAACAAGGAUCAGACACCUCAGCCUGUCAAAGCUAAAGACAUUCCUUAUGCUAUUUUGAGUAAAGUCUGCAUGAAACUAAACAUAAAGGAUGACUUGUCGUUCAAAGAUUUCCGCCUGCUUGGAGAGAAAAUGGGAUUUGAUAAAGAUUUUACAAAAGUUUUAGAACAGAAAAACAAUCCUACUUAUGAACUUUUUCAAUUGUGGCAUGCAAAUCCUGAUUCAACUGUGGAAUGGCUCAUAAUGAUACUCAAAGAUGAUGAAAUGGGAAGAUGGGAUGUUGCAACCAUUUUAGAAGACUGGUUGAAAACAAAAAAUAAGUAACUAGUUAGAAAGACUGAAUGAUGUAUAGUAUUAGAGUGGUUUGGUGGGAAGAAGGAAGUUUUUCUAGUGUUAUGUACUGUAGAUAAACUCAACUUAAAAGUCUUAUGAUUGACAUUUUGAAAUAUAUUCGGUUGCACAAGUAAUGUGAAGGGUGUUCUCUAUGGGUAAAUUAUCAAACUUAAUCAGAAAAUGUAAAAAUAUCAAGAUAAAAGGUACAAAAAUAGGAAAGAUUACAGGACAAAAACUGUUUUUAAUUACUUGUGGUGGAGUAGGAAAAGACUGAUAAGCAGUGUUGUACAAACUUUUAGAUUUCAAAUUUAGAAUUUGAGUCUUUUUGCAGUAAGUCAUUAAUCAUGCAUAGGGUGACUUUGAGCACACAUGAAAGUUCUUAUAAAUCUGAUAAUUAAGUUCAUGGGAAUUGAAAAGCACAACUAUGCAGGGCUCAACACUAACAGUAGCCCACUAGCCACAGACUAGUAGAAAUUCAGUUUUGGCUUGUGGUUUUUUAUUUCCACAAGCCAGUUUGGCUAGUAAACAAACUGAAAUUGUUGUAAUAUCUGAUCUGUCACAAGCCUGAAUAUGAAUGAAUAUAGUUUAUAUCUGACCACUUGCAGCCCACAGGCUGAAUUACAGGUGCAGUGUAAGGUUGAGAACAGA